This is a messenger RNA of Corythoichthys intestinalis (scribbled pipefish), 2423 nucleotides long. It is a transcript of the gene trim55b, whose product is annotated as tripartite motif containing 55b. The transcript is spliced from 8 exons. The record is from RefSeq and is a predicted model, not a curated record. Gene Ontology annotation, molecular function: ubiquitin protein ligase activity; zinc ion binding. Gene Ontology annotation, cellular component: cytoplasm. Gene Ontology annotation, biological process: protein ubiquitination. The coding region runs from base 202 to 1335 and encodes 377 amino acids. NCBI's taxonomy places the organism in Eukaryota, Metazoa, Chordata, Actinopteri, Syngnathiformes, Syngnathidae.
UUCUCAGUUUCAAAUAUGGCCAAGGUAUAAAUGGCAUUGACGUGAGUGCAGUAGCUUCUAAAAACAGACGUGACACCAGCAGCAAGAGAGAGACGCACACAAAAAAGCCGCCGGGGCCUAGUCCUUUCGGGCCUCGUGUUGUUUUCCUAACACGCUGUUUUCCUGACGUCUUGUUUUUGGCCUAGGAGUGAUAUCAACGCCAUGGAGAACCUGGAGAAGCAGCUCAUUUGCCCCAUAUGCCUGGAGAUGUUUACAAAACCCGUGGUCAUCCUGCCCUGCCAGCACAACCUCUGCAGGAAAUGUGCCAACGAUGUCUUCCAGGCCUCCAACCCGUACCUUCCGACCAGCCGCAGCGGCUCGUUAGCAUCUGGCGGCCGCUUUAAAUGCCCGUCAUGUAGGCACGAGGUCAUCCUGGACCGCCACGGUGUCUACGGGUUGCAGCGGAACUUGCUGGUAGAGAACAUCAUCGACAUGUUCAAGCAGGAGUCAGGCAGUGGCAGCACGCCAGCGCCCCAGCAUAAGGAGGCGGCAGCGCCUAUGUGCGACGUCCAUAAAGAGGAGAAGAUCAACAUCUAUUGCGUGACCCACAAUGUGCCCACGUGCUCAAUGUGUAAGGUGUUCGGGGUGCACAAGGACUGCGAAGUGCAGCCCAUCAACAGCAUCUAUCAGACAAAAAAGACCGAGCUAAACGACGGUAUCGCCAUGAUGCUAGGCAACAACGACAGGUUGCAAGGCAUCAUCAGUCAACUGGAGGAGGCCUGUCGCGCCAUAGAGGAGAAUAGUCGGCGUCAGAAGAAUCUCGUGUGUGAGAAGUUCGACCUGCUAUACACCAUCCUUGAGGACAAGAAGCGCGACAUGAGCGUUAAAGUGACGGCAGAGCAGGAAGAGAAGGUCAGCUACAUCCGGGGCUUGACCAGAAAGUACGGAGACCACUUGGAGGAGAGCUGCAAGAUCGUGGAGAAGGGGCUGGAGAUCAUGGAGGAGCAAGAAAUGGCUGUCUUCCUGCAGAAUACAAAGCCUCUCCUCAAACAACUAGCAGAAGCUUGCAGUACAUCCCACCUGGACAAAGUCGAGCGAGGUUACGAGAACAUGGAUCACUUCACGGCCGACUUCCGGCGAGAGCGCAAGGUCCUGGGCAGCAUCGACUUCCUCCAAGAAGAAGACGAUGACGAUGAUGAGGACGAGGAUGUACCAGCGCCAGGAGCGGCACAAGUAGAAGCGGCGCCGAUUGUCGCAACAGCCACAAGCGGCGGCUCUUCCGUUCCUCCGCCUGCUGCAGCAACCGCACCAACGAAUCCCAUAUCCGCCGCGGCUAAGAGCGUAGCGUCCAUCUGAAGUGUUCCUCCAAGUCAGUCAGGAUUCUUUUGGGAGAAAAAAUGACAAAGGUUAACCUCGAAGACAGCACAUCGACUGAACUUUGACCUCCGCUGUGUUUUCUCCACGUCUUUCUUGUGAUUGUGGAUGUGUUAUUCAUGUUUUUACUACUUAAACACAAAAUACCCUUAGAAAAUACGCAACUUGUCCUUUUUUAAAAACUAACUUUAUAAGUAGACGUUACUAACAAGCCCUGUGACGUUCGAGUUAUUUCUUAUCACACUCAAAGUUAUUAAAAAGGAAUUGUGAAAGCACCUCUGGGUCAUUUCUAGAUGCACAGUCCUUCAGAUCUACGUUAUGGUGGUGCCUUGAAAUACAAGUUCAACUCAAAACUUAAAUUUCGGAACUUCCUUCCCCUAUAAAGUAAUGCGAAAUUAGUAUGGACCAAUAGUGAUACUCGUAUUGGUGUCAGGACCGAUACUGCACUAAAAUUACAUCAUCGAGGAGUACUAAGAAAUAUUCUGCGUGAUAUAUCAUUUUCGAGAUCUAGUUGCCCUACUCAAGAUGACCACCAGCCCUGCUACUUCAAAUAGAUUGGAUGUCUAGCGCCAUCAAUAGCAGAUGCUUUGUCGCUAAUAAAAUAAUCCUUUGAAAAUUGGUUGAGAAAAAUAAGAUUGAUUAAAUUUGAAUGCCAAUAUAUUAUUGAUGAGAAUGUCAACCCUACCAACAUGGCCGCGCUAAGGCCAUUUUGGGAGGGGCGAUGAAAGGUCAUAUUUCUGCCAUGAAUUGAAAUGAGCUUAUCAUAAAUAAAUGUCUUAUCCAUUUGGAGUGGGAGGGUGGCACCGAAUGAACUUGUGCUCAAUUGACCUCAAACCUGCAUUAGGGGAUACUUAUGACAUGUGUUCAGUUGCCGAAUGAAAAAUAUCGAGGAUUUGUUGCUGCAGAGGGGUCCAAACAUGAACGUGAAAAUUACUGUCACUAAUUUGUCUCACCACAAAAUUUGAGCAGUCAAAACCUGACAAACUUACAACAUAUCUGCGGCAACUUCCCGUGUUUGAUGAGCGUCAUACCCUGUCGGGUCCUGUAGGGAUCAUUUGCAUCAACCCUAC